AUGCAUCACGAUACUUGCUGCGGCUCCUUUAACUGCAAUCUCCCGCGUUCCCAGUUAAGCGGAAAUAGAAAGCUUUCUUUUCUCUAUUUAAGCGCGCCAACAAAGACAAUCACCAGAGGUCUGUCUGUACUUCACCCACGGCACACUACACCGCCUGUUUCUGUCUCUCUCUCCACCGUCUCUACUGUCGUCCUGAAAAAGAUGCCGGAGGAAGCGUCGAGUGUGGAGGAGAAGCCGUGCUCCUCCUCCUCCUCAUCAGCAGCAGCAGCGGCUGCAGACAGCUCUGUUGACGCCAUGGAGGAGGCUAAGAAACUUAUUGGCACAGGGAACAAGCAUCUAGUGAUGGGAGAUGUUGUCUCUGCUGUCAGUGUCUUCCAGGACGCCUGCAGCAUGCUGGCUGCAAAGUACGGGGACACUGCAGAUGAGUGUGGCGAGGCCUUCUUCCUAUGUGGGAAGUCCCUACUAGAGCUUGCCAGGAUGGAGAACAGUGUCCUUGGUAAUGCUUUGGAGGGAGUCCCAGAAGAAUCUGAGGAAGAGGAGCAGCCUAAUAACUCUAACAUUGAGAGUGCCAACAGUCUUAAUGAAGAAACUAGAGAUGAGCUACGAAAGCAGGUGUAUGACGCAAUGGCGGAGAAGGAAAAGACUGAGUCAGGCAAGCUGGAGUCUGAGGAUGAAAAGGGCAACACUGAGGUGAAAAAGGAAAAUGCUGUGGCAAAGUCUCCGGUCAAACAUGUGAAUGGAUCAGAGGAACCGUCAACUUCCCCUGUGAAUGGCAAAGAAAAGAGUUCAGUCCAGAAAUCCAAAGUGAAUGGAGCUGAGAAGAGCCCGGUUGCUCCUGUGAACGGUGUUGGGGAAGGUCCCACUGGGUCUUCUGGAAAGGAAACGGUGACAAAGAAGGUAGAGUCCGAAAAGCAGAAUGACGAGAAGACAAAGGCAAAACCAGAGGAAGGAAAAGAUGAAUCUAAGCCAGAGGCUGAACAGGACGGAGAACCAGAGGAUGAUGAGGAUGAUGAUGACGAUGACGACGACGAUGAUGAGGAUGGAGAGACAAAUGGACAAGAUAAGGAAGAGGAUGAAGUGGGGAAUUUGCAGUUGGCGUGGGAGAUGCUGGAGGUGGCUAAAGUCAUCUACAAAAGAAAGGAAAACCAAGACGACCAGCUGAUGGCUGCUCAGACGUAUCUGAAACUUGGAGAAGUCAGUGCUGAAUCAGGUAACUAUCCCCAGGCGCUAGAAGACUUCCAGGAGUGUCUGGCCCUGCAGCUGAAGCACCUGCCUCCCCACAGUCGUCUUCUGGCUGAGACCCACUAUCAUGUCGCCACUACACUGUGCUACAUGGAUCAGUACAGCCAGGCCAUCCAGCACUACAACAGCUCCAUAAAAGUCAUCGAGACCCGUCUGGCCAUGUUGCAGGAGGUGAUCGCCGCAGCAGAAGGAGCAGAUGGGGCUGCAGAAGAGAAGAAUGAGAUGGAUGAGCUGAAGCAGCUUCUGCCUGACAUCAGGGAAAAGGUCGAGGAUGCGAAGGAAAGCCAAAGAACAGCCAGUGCUGCCUCCCAGGCCAUCCAGCAGACACUAGGCGGAGCCUCAACCUCAUCAGCAUUCCUGUCUGAAAAUGGGGGCCCAUCGUCGUCUUCGGCAUUUGCAACAGCCAGCCAGAUUCCAGUUAAAUCAUCUGACAGCGCCUCGUCUUCCAAAGCAGCCUCAGACAUCUCCCACCUCGUCAGGAAAAAGAGGAAACCAGAAGAGGAGAGCCCAGUGAAGGACACUGAUGCUAAACAAGCGAAACAGGAAGCCUCAGUUAAUGGCAGCGGUGACUCUAGUGCCAGCAACGGCAAUGGAGUCCAGGAGGGAAAAUCACAGGAGCCUGCCAACCAGUCAUCCUCUGUCGAGUCUUCAGCGUGACUGUCGCCGUCUCUCUCCUGAUCAACAAAACCAGCACAGCAUGCCUGUCCAGUCCCUCUCCACCUUCAACACUUUUGUUUUUGUAAAUAAGACCCAUUUUCAUAGAUUUGUCUGUCAAGUUUUGUAUACUUGUAGUAAAAGAAUAAAACAUUUGCAGAUGUAA
Messenger RNA from Dicentrarchus labrax (European seabass), 2062 nucleotides. It is a transcript of the gene nasp, whose product is annotated as nuclear autoantigenic sperm protein (histone-binding). Gene Ontology annotation, biological process: CENP-A containing chromatin assembly; DNA replication-dependent chromatin assembly. The coding region runs from base 1 to 1899 and encodes 632 amino acids. The record is from RefSeq and is a predicted model, not a curated record. Gene Ontology annotation, molecular function: histone binding. The transcript is spliced from 15 exons. Gene Ontology annotation, cellular component: nucleoplasm. Lineage: Eukaryota; Metazoa; Chordata; Actinopteri; Moronidae.